This is a messenger RNA of Mus musculus (house mouse), 5662 nucleotides long. It is a transcript of the gene Akna, whose product is annotated as AT-hook transcription factor. Bases 529 to 4743 code for a protein of 1404 amino acids. The record is from RefSeq and is marked validated. The transcript has 22 exons. Gene Ontology annotation, cellular component: centriole; nucleoplasm; fibrillar center. Lineage: Eukaryota; Metazoa; Chordata; Mammalia; Rodentia; Muridae. Gene Ontology annotation, biological process: positive regulation of transcription by RNA polymerase II.
AGACACACCCCGCCUCGCGCGCGGAUUGGAGGCCUUUGUCUGCCGCUCAACUCCAGGAAACCAGGGCGCGCGGUGCCAGCUGCAGGUGAGACUUGGACAGGAGCUCCAGGGGGGCGUGAAACUCAACCUUUGGGGACUCAGUUUCCCCUUCGGGAGGGUGGGGACGAGAGCGGACAGCGCUGAGGGACUGGGCCCUGCAGGACCCACGAGGCUUCAGAUAUCUCCACGUGGGAGCGCCACACUCGCGCGGGGACGGAUAGUGGCUCUGGGAGUCUGGAGCGCGCGAUCACCAGCCGCACCCUGGGACGCCGCAACACCCGGACGCCCUAGUCCAGCCUAUCCAGCCUCAGUCUCCACCUCCGCGCAGUGGGGGCGUGGGCUUCUCUGUCCAGCCCCAGUACAUCCCCUACCAGGCCACAGGCAGGAUGGCUGGUGCUGAGAGGAACCACUUGUGAUUUGGACCCCCAGCUGCAGCUCAGUCUCUUGAAGAUGAAGUGGCCCAGGUGAAGCCAGGCCAGGCCAAGUCCCAUGGCCAGCUCAGGGGCAAAGGCACAAUGGGUUGGGCCAAGCCUGGGGCAAGGGCCCCGAAGGCGGCGCUGGGCUUGGGCUGAGGAACAAGAUACAGAUGGAAGAAGAGACCAGGGCUGGGGAAACAGCCAGUCUCUUCCCGAAGCCCCCAGUCCUGAGCUCCUAGAGGACUUCCGUCGGGCACAGGAGCACCUGCCACCCCUGGAGUGGGACCCAGACAUGCAGGACUCCGAAGAGUCUUCUGGAGAAGAGACCGAAGCUGACGAUGCAAGCAGCCCAGAGGGUUCCACCGUGCCUCUGCCCUGGCUCUCCAGGAGCAACCAACAGCUGGACAUGUCUGAAGAGGAGCUGGAUGAGGCCUCUGGGAGGCCUGAGGUAGACUUAGCUGGAGAGAGUUGUACGGAGCUUGAGUGUGAAGACCAGGGAGAUUCCAGCCCUCCACCUCCAGGACAGGGGCCAGCCAAAGGCUGGGUCACCUUUAUCAAACAAGGCAGUAACUACAGACCUUCAGAGCAUCUCGAGGCCCAGCCAUCUGUUGAACAUAGCCGCACAAAGUCUUGGAGCAGUGGAACUGUGAGCCUCCGUCAACCUAGUGACAGCCUUGGUUCUACCUGGGAAGGAGAUACCGAAGUCCCUCAGCCUUCCAUCUUGCCCAAAGCCCUGCCACAGAGUCCGUGCCACAACUUUCCACACCCAGGUGACAGAAAUGGAGGUGACGUUGCUCCGGCAACACCCACAGAAUUCCGGGACUCCUUAGCAGCGCCAGCCCAGAAUGCCGAGUGCUCUGCAGGCACGUGGGGGGAAGAAACCACCAGCCUACCCAGCUCUCGGCCUGAGGACCAAACCUGGAAGAGGACUAAGACAUCACCUAAGCCACUGCCCUCCCGGUUUACUGGUUCUGUCAGCCCCCUGAGUACUCGGCUUGGGGCAAUAAAGAAAGUUGUGCCCCAGCACAAGCAGGGAGCCACUCUGGCUGGUCACUCUUCUUCACAAGCUCCCAAGUAUGGCAGGGGGCGCCGCCUGAACUACCCACUCCCCGACUUCUCCAAGGUGGGGCCCCGGGUGAGGUUUCCCAAAGAUGAGAACUACCGACCCCCGAAGUCCAGAGGCCACAACAGGCAACAAGGCUCUACCAGACCCCUCAUCUUCAAGUCGCCAGCUGAGAUUGUUCGGGAUGUACUGUUGAGUAGUGGAGAGGCGUCCCUGGCCAAGGAAUCUUCUCUUGCUCACACCAUCACCAGGGUGCCCCAGGAGUUCCAGACACCCGAACAAGCCACUGAGCUAGUUCAUCAGCUCCAGGAGGACUAUCACAAGCUCCUCACCAAGUAUGCGGAGGCUGAGAACACUAUCGACCAACUUCGCCUUGGGGCCAAGGUGCACCUGUAUUCAGACCCACCACAGCCCAGUCAGAGCUUCUGCUCGGGGUCAAUGCCACAAGGAAGCAAGGUCUUAUCCUUCUCUAUCCCGCAACCCAGAGUAGCAGAGUGGUGGCCUGACCCUGCCCAGGAUCCACAGGCCUCUGAGGCCACAGGGUGGCCGUUCCCACGAACAGACCUGAGUCCCUCCUCGUCCCCCGGCGUGGCCACUCCAGGGCGGCUUCCUCAGAGCCAGGGCAUUGCCACAGACCAGCCCUCCACAGGACAGACCCAGGCACUGACCUCUCAGGCCAGCCGGCUCCUGGCCAAGGUGCAGUCCUUCGAGGAACUGGUACUGGCUGGACACCUCCCACCUCAGGACCAAAUCAAGAGCUUGGAGCAACUGAGGGCAGCCCACAUGGCCCUAGAGGCAGAGUACCUGCAGGCCUGCAGAGAAGAGCUCCUGGACCCUCAGCUUGAUGCCUCUCAGGGGAGUCCCAGGACCCUCAACCUCUGCAGGGAGCUAGAAGCAGAGAUAUACCACCUGGGACAGCGCCUGGAAGAGCUACAGGACCAUAUGGACCAGACCCAAAGAGAGACAGAGCCAUGUAGGCCAGACCUGCAAGACAGCACCCCAACCAUGUCCUUUCUGCCCCAGUCAGCUCAUCUGUCCAUGCCUUCAGGACCUGUCUCCUUGCCAGAUGGCCAAACCUACCAGGAGCCUGCCACCACCACCACCACCUCCCCUGGAAGCUCUUGCACGCUCCCCAUCAACAAGAAGUUAAGCCUGAGCAUCAAAACUGAGGAAAGCCCAAGAGGUCUCCCGGUCCCACUCAGGGACAGGACGCUUCAGGUGGAGCAGGACUUCCAUGGCCUUCUGGAGAGAUACCUCAGCGUUAAAUCCCUCCCUGAAGCCUUGAGGGAUGAAGAUGAGGAUGACCUGGAGGAGGAGGAAGAGGAGCAGGACCAUCAAGGCCCCUUGGAAGUUGAUAGUCCAGCCACAGCUCCAGGGAAAACAGAAGCCGUGAGGGUACCACCAGGAGAGCGCCCAACACAGGCUGAGGAAAGCCAUAGGGAUGCUACCCAGGAGGAUGAGGAACAGAUGGGACCUAUGAAGUCACCAGACUUCCGGCCAUCCAUGGCCAGAGAUACGUACACACCAGUCCUGGAUACAGCUGAAGUGGCUCAACGGGGCACCAAAGCCAUGGUGUCACAUCAGAGCAGUCUGACCAGCCUGGAAGAGAGCAGGCCCUCAGAGCUCCUUCCUCGAAAAGCCCUGCUUCGGGCUGGUGGGCCCCACACUGAGGAGCCCUGGAUGGUGUCACCAGAGACAGACAGUGGCUUCGUGGGCUCAGAAACCAGUAUAGUGUCACCCUUCACCCAGACCCCAGAGCACCGGCUCUCCCAUGUCAGCACUUCAGGACCAUCAGCUCAACACCUCACUGCCUCUGUGCCUGGUGAUAGAACCUCCCAUCCCAAGGCCAGGGGUCUCAUGGUUCCCAGAAGAGCCACUGAGACUGGCAUACCCAGAAGCCGAACCCAGCAGCAUUUCUCCAGCCUGAGCUCUCCCGGGAGAGGGGCACAGAGCUGCCACCUAGAGGAGACAUCAGUGGCUAAAAUAGCGGUUCCCAGGUCUGAGUUCAAGAGACAGAAGCAGAUUUCCAAACAGCUCCUUCCCAGUGGAAGAACCAGCCCCGACUCUGCCCCAGCUCCCACAGCUGCCUCCACGCCCCAUGGAUCAGCAGAGAGCACUGCCAACCUCCUCCUCAACAGGACAGAGCGCGACCAGGCCAUCAAGGAUCUGCAGGCGGAGGUGUCACGGCUCCGCCUUCAACUGGAGGACAGCCUGCACCGGCCACACCCAGACGGCCCAGCCUGUGUAGCUUCUGCUUUCAACCACUCCACCCAGACCCAGGAAAAGCUGGGUUCCUCACCCUCCUGGGGCCCCCACUAUGGCAGUAAAUCCACAGAGAGGCUGUCUAGGGAGCCUAAUGGUGUAGAGCCAGCUGAGCCAAUGGGAAGACGUCGAGCCAGGUCCUCUUCGGUGCCUCGGGAUGUACCCAGACUGUACCUAAGUUCUGAAUCGGAGUCGCCUGCCCCUCGGCUCUCAUCUGAGAAGAGCAGGACCUUUGAGGAGCACCCCGAGGCUGCACAGUGGGGGACAAGACCACAGAGCAGCUCGAAGCGGAGGGAAAGAGUUUCCUUCCGGGGUCAAUACACAGGCCAGGAGUACCACAUUCUAUCCCCAAAGGCCAUCCUGAAGGACAGUGGCACACCGUCCUGUCCCCACUGCCAUCCCAUUAGGACCCAGGACACAGGCAGUGCUGUCUCUAGAGACACCACACGGGGCUCAUCUGCCGCUGACACCCUCCGCUGUGCCCUGUGUGGUGAAGUCAAGUCCUCUGCAGAAGCAGAUGGCUCCAGCUCAGGUCCCUCUGAGAAGAACACCCCCAAAAAGCCUUCCACCCCCAUCCUCAAACGGAAGAACAGGCAGACGGGCUCGCCAGUACGAAUGGCCCCUGGACUCUGGUACCUGGCUGCUGCGCCCCCAGCCCCAGCCCCACCGGCUUUGGCCUACAUCUCCUCAGCUCCCAUUAUGCCUUAUCUACCACCCACUGUGUACUAUGCAGCCCCAGCACCUACCUCAGCCCAGACAGCUUCCCCGCAGCCUGCUCGGGGACCUCGGAGAACCCGGCACUCAGUCCAACUGGGUCUGAAUGACCUGGAGGAGCUGCAGGCCGCACUCAGAGAGGCUGCACAGGCCGCCGAGAACGUUCGCUCCACCACCCGCCAGCUGAGCCGCUCCCUGUCUGCGGACCUGCGCCAUGCCCGUAGCCUGCGAGGCUCCUGCCUUUUCUGACUCCCUGGAGACUCUGAGACUAAGUAGGCAGGCAGCCGCUGUUGUUUCCCAGUCAACAGUCUCCUGGUACCACUGAUGGCUGGAAGAUGUCACGUUCCCCUCCCCAGGAGUGCCACCUGAUUCAUGUGGCGUAUUUAAAAUGGAGAGACAUUGGCCUAGUCAGGAGUGGAUGAAUGUCUGGGGGCCAACUCUGUCUAACAGGUGUAGUGAUCAUGGCUCCCUCUGUCGAGUCAGAGUCGCUGAGACUCCUCCUCGUCCCCCUCCUGCCCAUGUGCUUCUGCAGCUAAUAAUGUGGCUCUUACUGGACAGAAUGUCUUUACACUGGGGAGCUAACUUGGGCUUGGACCUGUCUCAGAAGGCCAGAGAGGAAAAGAAAAGUCUAGGGUCUCUGAAGCAUUUUGGACACUGCCUGUGAUAGCUACUCUGAGGCAGGCGUUGUCAGGGAGAAGAACUAGUUAGGGAUUUUGUUCCUAGUAACUAGUGGGCAGGGGUAGUACUUGGGGACCCAUUAAUGUCUUGGGGCUGAGGCCUCAGCUGACGCACGCCCAGCUCUUCUGUGGUUACAGAAGUUUUUCCCAUGAGCUCAUGGAGUAGAAGCUGCUCAUGUAGGCCAGGAAGCACCCAGCAGCCUCAGACAUACCCACUAUGUCUUUGGCAUCCACUUAGGACCAAGCUACCUUGCCAGGCCCUGGCCUGAGGCUGAUAGACCAGGCCGGUACCCGUUUCCCUGUCCCAUAGCAGAGUGACCUCAACAUUUCUGGGAUGUGUGUGUGUGUGUGUGUGUGUGUGUGUGUGUGUGUGUGUGUGUUAUCACAGAUUGUUUAUAUAUUUGAGGCAUUUUUUAAAAAUCUAUUUUUGUUAUAAAACAAAUGAAGGAAAAUAAAUAAUGAACUUAAGAACGGGCAAAGAAAUCCCCAAA